UCGCUUUCUUUCUUCUCCUCUUCCAUUUUCCGAUAUUCGUCUCUCAUCUCAUCCUCUCCUCCCCCUCUUAUACCUAAUCACACCGCAGCCUCCUCUCUCCAUCACCAUCACUAUCGAGAUCGUGAUCUCGAUUUCCCUUUAGACCUCCAAAUCUUAUACGAUUUGAUCCCUAACGUAUAUACGCGAUGCUUCGUUUGUGCUACAGGCCGCUGGAGCGUUGUUUUGGAUGGCGAGGAUGCGGUGGCGGCGGCACCGGUGGCGAUGGCCUGUUGUGGCACUCUGACUUGAAGCCUCAUGCCUCUGGCCACUACUCCAUCGCCGUCGCUCAGGCCAAUUACAGUCUCGAAGAUCAGAGCCAAGUCUUCACGUCUCCCUCCGCCACCUACAUCGGCGUCUAUGAUGGUCACGGUGGACCCGAAGCUUCCAGAUUCGUCAACAAACGCCUCUUCCCUCAUCUACAGAAGUUUGCUUCUGAACAAGGUGGAUUGUCCGUGGAUGUGAUAAAAAAGGCGUUUAAGGCCACUGAGGACGAAUUUUUGCAUUUGGUGAAGCGAACAUUGCCUAUGAGUCCCCAAAUUGCUUCAGUAGGAUCAUGCUGUCUUCUUGGUGCAAUUUCUGAUAAUAUGCUGUAUGUUGCAAACCUUGGAGACUCUAGAGCUGUUCUUGGCCGGCGAGAUUCAGAGAGCAAAAAAUGCUCAGUGGUGGCAGAGCGGUUAUCAACAGACCAUAAUGUGGCCUUCGAGGAGGUGAGGAGGGAGGUGGAGGCCCUCCAUCCUGACGAUUCACACGUUGUGGUUUAUAGCCGUGGAGUUUGGAGGAUUAAAGGCAUUAUCCAGGUGUCAAGAUCCAUUGGUGAUGUGUAUCUCAAGAGACCUGACUUUUACAGAGACCCGGUUUUUCAGCAGUUUGGAAACCCAGUUCCUUUGAAGCGUCCAGUAAUGACAGCUGAACCAUCAAUCCUUAUUAGGGAGCUUGAGUCGGAAGAUUUAUUCUUGAUAUUUGCAUCAGAUGGCCUUUGGGAACAAUUAAGUGAUCAAGCAGCAGUUGAGAUUGUUUUUAAGCAUCCAAGAGCCGGAAUCGCCAAGAGAUUGGUAAGAGCUGCUCUGCAAGAAGCUGCAAAGAAGAGAGAGAUGAGAUAUGAUGAUAUAAAGAAAAUUGACAAGGGAAUAAGAAGACAUUUCCAUGACGAUAUCACUGUUAUCGUUAUAUAUCUUGAUCACCACAAUGGUUCCCCUUAUGAUAGAUCUAAACCAAAUACUGUUGGCUGCACUAGUGCCCCUGUGGAUAUUUUCUCCCUCAAUGCAGAUGAGUCAGAACAGAGCAUGCUCCGUUCGGUUGCUUAAGGAGCAAAGUUCAAUAUAAAUUAAAAUACGAAGAUGGAUAUUGUUGGUGGAUGGGAUUCAUGAAAAGAAGGGUUCAAGUUAAGUUACUGCAUAGAUAGUAACUGAAGGUUUUCUACAGAUUUUGCUAUUGCAGAUAGCACAUGUAUAGUUUCGAAGCCCCUUUUCUGAUUACAGAUAUCUCAGUUUUGUUCUUUCUGAAAAAAGAGAAUAAAGUCUGUAUUGAUUAGUCAGUCAUGAUAUCAAUCUCGUUCCGGAAGAUAUUUUUGGGGUAACGUAUGGUGCAUGUACAUAUAAUGAUUGAGAUUUUAUUUACACGUCAAGUUGGCAGAAUUAGACUAUAUAUCACUGUAUGUGCAUACACCAUACAGCACCCGAGAAUUUUCCCCAAGUCCAGUGUUUAGUCAUGAAGGCCAAUGGUGUGAUGAGCUUUGAUGGUGUCUGAAUUUUCCCGCGGAGCACUAAAGCCGCAGGAAUUAUGGCCAUAAUCUUGAUUUGCCCCAUUUCUCCACAUUGUAGAAGUUCUGACCGGUCAAAUUUGUGACCUUAAUUUACGGGAUAUUGAUUUCUUUUAUUUUUUUUAAUUUAUAUUGUUGAAUAAUCAGGACAUGAGUGGAAAGAUUUCAUCCCAUUAAUUGGUGGGAUUUUUGUU
Messenger RNA from Neltuma alba, 1992 nucleotides. Its product is annotated as probable protein phosphatase 2C 63. Bases 186 to 1343 code for a protein of 385 amino acids. Gene Ontology annotation, biological process: protein dephosphorylation. The transcript is spliced from 4 exons. The record is from RefSeq and is a predicted model, not a curated record. Gene Ontology annotation, molecular function: protein serine/threonine phosphatase activity; cation binding. Lineage: Eukaryota; Viridiplantae; Streptophyta; Magnoliopsida; Fabales; Fabaceae.